Molecule: messenger RNA, 3230 nt
Organism: Silurus meridionalis
Lineage: Eukaryota; Metazoa; Chordata; Actinopteri; Siluriformes; Siluridae
Gene: plcd4a
Product: phospholipase C, delta 4a
Biological process (GO): lipid metabolic process; intracellular signal transduction
Molecular function (GO): calcium ion binding; phosphatidylinositol-4,5-bisphosphate phospholipase C activity
Source: RefSeq, a predicted model, not a curated record
CUCCAGAGCUCCGGCUGAGGUGGGACUCUGUAUAUCAGACAGUAUGUAUGGUAUGUCAGAGGAGUUGAAAACUCCAGGCAGUCCGAGAGCUGAAGUCUGACACGGCAGCAGAUGGCAGCUACACAGGGUUUCCUCCGUGCUCAGGUGGACGCGGACCUGCAGUCCAUGCAGUUGGGGUCUGUGAUGCGGAAGGUGAAGUCGCGUACCUGGAAGAAGCAGCGCUAUUUCCGCCUGCAGGACGACGGCACCACCAUCUGGUACAAGAGCAAAAAGGCGGGCAAUGCCCAGUCCACGUUCUCCAUCAGUGAUGUAGAGGCCGUACGAGAGGGUCACCAGUCUGAAGUUCUGCUCAGCAUCGCAGACGAGUUCCCUCCUGAUCGCUGCUUUACGCUGGUGUUUCGUGGUCGUCGUGGCAACCUGGACCUGGUGGCCGAGUCGGCGGAGGAGGCGCAGUCGUGGGUGAACGGAGUGCGUAAGCUCAUCAAGAACCUGGAGAACAUGGACCAGAGGGAAAAGCUGGACCAGUGGAUCUGCGAUUGGUUUAAGAAGGCGGAUAAGAACGGAGACGGAAGGAUGAACUUUAAGGAGGUCAGAGACUUGCUGAAGAUGAUGAACGUGGACAUGAACGAGCACCACGCGCUGCGCCUCUUCACGAUGGCGGAUAAGUCGGAAUCAGGCACUCUGGAGGGGGACGAGUUCGUGCUGUUCUACAAGAUGCUGACGCAGAGGGAGGAGGUUCUCACCAUCUUCCGGGAUUUCUCUUCAGAUGGCCAGACGCUCUCGGUUCGGGAACUGGAGGAGUUCCUGCAGGAGGGACAGCUGGAGCAGGACGACACCUGGCGGCACACCACCGAGCUCAUCCAGCGCUACGAGCCAUCUGAAGCAGCUAAGCAUCGGCAGGCGAUGACGAUCGACGGUUUGCUGAUGUAUCUCGGUUCGACCGAGGGCUCCAUCUUUAACCCGGCCAUGCAGACGCUCUACCAGGACAUGAGCCAGCCACUGUGCCACUACUUCAUCUCAUCCUCUCACAACACGUACCUCCUGGAGGACCAGCUACGGGGACAGAGCAGCGUCGAGGGAUACAUUAGGGCACUGAAGCGUGGGUGUCGCUGCGUGGAAGUGGACUGUUGGGACGGUCAAAAUGGAGAACCGGUCGUUUAUCAUGGACACACUCUGACCUCCAAGAUUCUCUUCAAGGACGUUGUUGUUGUUUUGGGCAACUAUGCUUUCAUUGCGUCUGAAUACCCAGUGAUCCUGUCUAUAGAGAACCACUGCAGUGUGGAGCAGCAGAAGGUCAUGGCUCACCAUCUCACACACAUCCUGGGAGAGAAACUGCUCAGGAACACACUCCGGGGCAAAACCAACUAUGAUCUCCCUUCACCUGAGGACUUGAAGGGGAAGAUCCUGUUGAAGGGAAAGAAGAUUGGAGGUCUGGAAGGGAACCUGAGUGGAGUUGUAGAAGAGUCUCUGGGGGCGGAGGUGAGCGACGAAGACGACCCAGUGGAGAUUGACGAAGAGAAUCAUCACAACGGCGGCAUGCGGCGCAAAACCAAGAAAUCAGGACAGCAUUUGUCUAAAGAGCUAUCGGACUGCGUGGUGUACUGCAGGAGCGCGCUUAAUGGCUUUAAACACUCGCGCGUCCACUCCAGGUUCUAUGAAGUGUCGUCUUUCACCGAGUCCAAAGCCAGAAAACACAUGAAGGAAGGAGGAGCAGAAUUUGUGCAUCAUAACGGACGUCAGUUGACCCGUAUUUACCCCAGCGGCCUGAGGACAGACUCGUCCAACUUCAACCCACAGGAGAUGUGGAAUGCAGGUUGCCAAAUUGUGGCUCUGAACUUCCAGACGGCCGGUGUGGAGAUGGAUCUGAACGACGGUCUCUUCAGUCAGAACGCUCGCUGUGGUUAUGUUCUCAAGCCGGCGUUUAUGCGACACGCGGAGGACCGGUUUGACCCGGAACACCCGCAAAACGGAGACGGGAACACACCCCUGACUCUCACCGUACAGGUGAUCAGCGGUCAGCAGCUGCCCAAGGUGAACAUGAAGGAAGGUUCGAUCAUCGACCCGCUAGUGCGAGUGGAGAUUCACGGAGUUCCUCAGGAUCAGGCCAAACAAGAAACACGCCACAUCGAAAACAACGGUUUUAACCCCAUAUGGAACGAUACACUGAACUUCACCGUUCACAUCCCUGAACUGGCUCUGAUACGCUUUGUGGUGGAGGACUACGACAAAACAUCAAAGAACGACUUCGUAGGACAGUACACACUGCCUUUCUCCUGUAUACAGCAAGGUUAUCGUCACAUCCACCUCCUGUCGAAGGACGGAACCAGCAUCCCUCCAUCCUCACUCUUCGUUCACAUCAGGAUUAAAGACGCAACUUAACAUCUGCUCAGGGCAUGAGCCCUAUUUCAGAGCGAUAAACACACACACACACACACACACACACACACACACACACACACACACACACUGAACCAUAACAGCAGCAGGUGCUUUAUAAUGUUUUUGGCUAAAACUGGAUAUAGUUUUUUAUUGUUAUUGUUAUUUAUUGUAUAGUUUUGUGUUCUAUAGAAGUUAUAAUCGUGCGCCAAAAUGUUUUUUUUUUUUAAUCCCUCGUAUAUUCAGAAGAUGAUUUCGGUGUUGAUUAUUGAACAGCGUCGUGCAGUGUGUCAUCUGAUUUAUGCGAUAAAUGACAUUUAUACCUUGUAGUUCUGAGCUGUUGGGUCACGUGACUUACUGGUGGCUAGAAGACUUUACCUGAACCAGCUGCUGUGUCCCGACGUUCACGUGACCAAAACACACAUCGUCCUGCUUUGACCAAACAAACUUCACGUGUUUGACGUAUUUUGAUCUACAGGAAAUGUUACAUUGGCCAUUCACUAUCAUGAGUGUACUGUUGCUAGGCAACGGGAAAAAUAGGAAUAUGGGCGCAUACACAGCAGUGAUAUUAGUAUUAAUAAUCAAUAAGUUCCUAUUACUUUGUUUUCCUGCAGUGUUUUUAUGUUAAGUAUUAAUAAGAUACGUGCUAAUAUUACAUUUAUUCUACUUUGUGGAAAGAUUUGAUGGUUGUGGUUUUGUAAACUCACGCUGCUGAUCAAUAGUAUUAUUUUUAUACGCUGUGCUCUUAUUGUGCUUUAUUAUAAAGAUUUCAUGCACCUGCUGUUUCUACAGAUGUCACCUCACGUGGUCAUGUGAUCAAAGCCACACACAACCCACAAUAAACGUUUUUAGUA